Messenger RNA from Desarmillaria tabescens, 1024 nucleotides. RefSeq lists its product as uncharacterized. The record is from RefSeq and is a predicted model, not a curated record. The annotation marks the transcript as partial. The transcript has 4 exons. NCBI's taxonomy places the organism in Eukaryota, Fungi, Basidiomycota, Agaricomycetes, Agaricales, Physalacriaceae.
CGAGGUGGUCGAUUUAUGAGACCAGGAAUUGCGCAGCCAGAUAGGUUGAUGUACCUUGGACCCGUCGAAAGCUUUCAGAGCAUGAAUCCCCCACCAAUUGUUCCACGCGCUGACUUUUGUGAUGUGACAAAGCUUGGGGAUGACGUGUGGGUUGCGGAUAUCUUUCAGGAGAUAGACAACAAGAGUUCCUCUACAAAGGUCAAAAACACUCUCCAGGCCGAGAACAAGCAAGACGCAGAGAAAUCUGGCAUCGACGAGGACGUUGUGAAAUAUAUUCAAAACGACAUCAUGCAGCUUCCCACCGGAUCGGAGGAGCACAGAAUAUUUACCUCACGGGCUGAGACAGCUCGUGCGGCGCUUAUACGCUACAAGAGGUUUGAGGAGAACCUGGCAAAGCUUCCUGAUGCUUGGAGCGCCGGAAAGGAGGGAAGUUUCAAGAUUUCUAAAGAUGAUCCCCGAUUCCCCGGCGUCACAUUCACCGAAGGUGAUUUACACCAGAUAUUUCACUUCAAGCCCGCCAACCACGGCAAGAACAAGAGACGAUUCGGCAAACGCACCCAUGAGCGCCAUCCCGAAACCAUUGGUGCCUGGUUCAAGGAUCCAGACGGCGCUAUGAACGAUAUAUACGGCACUAUGAAGUUAUCAGAAUUUGAUGCUGAACUUCAACAGCUUGACGUAGCGAAGGACGCCGAAGUAGACAAGAAGAAGAGAGAGAGAAAGAGACUCUUUAAGGUGGAGAGGUCGGAUCACUCGGGUGAGGAGAGUAAGAGCAGUCAUCGAAGAGGCAAGGGUUCGUCGAAGGGCAAGCAGAAGCGGGCGAAGGCUAGUCCAUCGGGUUCUUCGUCGGAAGAAUCUUCUUCCGAGGAAGAGAAGCGCCCAAGGAAGAAAACCAAGCACGCUAAGGUUUCCUCCUCCAAGGCUUCGACGUCGAAGGCUAGUUGAGAUGAUGAUGCCUAGUUAUUACAUAGAGCGUAGUUAUAACUAAAUACAUAGGUACCUGAGCGUAAAUGAAAUUCAUCUUCCU